Messenger RNA from Physella acuta, 1516 nucleotides. Its product is annotated as acetylcholinesterase-like. The record is from RefSeq and is a predicted model, not a curated record. Gene Ontology annotation, molecular function: acetylcholinesterase activity. Gene Ontology annotation, cellular component: plasma membrane. Gene Ontology annotation, biological process: choline metabolic process; acetylcholine catabolic process. Lineage: Eukaryota; Metazoa; Mollusca; Gastropoda; Physidae.
UCCAGCUAAACGUGGCAUUAUCAUCGGACUGCUAAUCUGCACAAGCUCACUUGUCGGCAUAAGUUCACUUCUUAUCUUCACCUCCCACAAUGUUUACCCACCCACGCUGCGUACGUCACUGGGUGACGUCACUGGAACUCGGAAACAUAUAGAAAACAAACCUAUAGAGGUUUUCUAUGGGAUCCCUUAUGCCCAACCUCCUGUGAGAGAGCUGAGGUUUAAACCUCCGGUGCCGCAAGAGCCGUGGUCCGGCACCAAAGACGCCACCCAGAAACCAAAUUCCUGCUGGCAAGAGAUUGACGAGGCGUUCGAUCGUUUCCCGGGGGUGGAGAUGUGGAACCCCAACACGGCGAGAAGCGAAGACUGCCUGUACCUCAACGUCUGGCGGCCGUCUUGCUCAGUCGGCUGUAACGAACCCAAACCGAUAAUGGUGUGGAUAUACGGCGGAGGUUUUUACUCCGGUUCCACAACGCUUGAUGUCUACGAUGGCUCGUAUUUAUCCGCCUAUAAAGACGUCAUCGUCGUAUCCAUUGCCUACAGACUUGGAGUUUUAGGUUUUAUGUUUUCAGACAGUGACGACGCCCCUGGAAAUAUGGGGCUGUUAGACCAGACAAUGGCUCUACGGUGGGUGAAAGACAACGCCGUCAACUUAGGUGGGUCGCCGGACGACAUCACACUAUUCGGAGAAAGUGCGGGUGCGAUUAGCGUUGGGUAUCAUCUGCUGUCCCCGCUAUCGCGUGACCUGUUCACCUACGCCAUCAUGGAAAGCGCCUCGCCGUUGUUUGAGUUGCCAGCUGGUAAAAAAGAAGCCGCUUUAAAUAAAACAAUUAUCCUAGCUGACAUCCUCUCCUGUCCAACUGACCCGCCCGCUGCCAUGAUGACCUGCCUCCGAGAAAUCGACUCACAAACCAUCACGAAAAAACAAUGGGAGCUUGAGAGAUUUUAUCCCGGCAUUCCUUUUUGGCCGUUGGUAGACGGAUACUUCCUGCCUGACGAACCCGCGCUCAUGAUUCAACGCGGUGACGUCAAAAACACCAGCGUCAUAAUCGGAGUCAACGCCAACGAAGGAACCUAUUUCUUUGUUUAUUUAUUCAUGAAAUAUUUCCCCAUCAACGGAGAUGGGCAGAUCACAGAGAGGCAAUACGACGAAAUCCUACACGAAAUCUUCUCCGGCGACAGCUCAAAAGUAUCGCAGGUAAAGCAAGAGUACUCACGAGAACCAGGCCUGUCUUACACUGCCAGACUAGACGCCAUCUACGGCGACAAGCGGUUCAAAUGCCCGGUCGUGGACUUCGCUCGUGAGUACGCCAAGGUCGGCGGGAAAAUUUACCUGUACAGCUUUGAGCAUCGCGUGAGUACCAACCCGUGGCCGGAGUGGCUGGGCGUGGCCCACGGGUAUGAAAUUGAGAUCGUCUUUGGCUUGCCUUUAGCUCCAAGCUCCAGAUACACGGAUCAGGAGAGGGAGCUGAGCUUAAAAGUGAUGGAGUUGUGGACCAAUUUGGCAAAAACUGGGUAA